AACAGCCCACGUCUAAAUGGAGCCGAAAGGAACCCAACCCAGAGGAAGCAUCCGGCGCAGCCGACCCGGGCCCGAUGUCGCUGGUCGCCUACGACGCCUCCUCCGACGAGGAAGACGCCGGCGAGCCUCCCGUCGCCCCGGCGCCACAGCCUGCCCCCAUCGGUCCGGAGCCAAGGCCUCCGUCUCCUUCUACAUCAGUGGGUGCAGCUCCUCGGCCUACGCUGCCGCCGCCGGCAGCCAGCCAGAGUGUAGCACCGAUUAAUUCGAGUAAUGUCUCUGUGGCCACACCAUCAUUGGACCUACCAGAUGUUGCAGAUCUCUUUGCUCCCCCUGCAGACAAUGCAUCAAGGAAGAGAGAAUCAAACGGGUCUGCUCUUCAUGACGCACGCAGUAAAAUUCCAAGGAUGCAAUCACAACACGGAGGCAUAAGAAGUGCAGCAGGGAACGCUCUAAUUCCACCACAGCUUCGUGGAAGGAGCAAUGUUGUUACUGAAGACAUGAGCAAACUCUUUGUGGCUAAACGAAAAGAGUAGCAUCUUAACACUUUGAACCAGAACCUCCAUUUGGACUUCAUAGACACAUGUACUGGCUCCCAUAGUCCCCUGGAUGUGGCGGCAUGAGCAUGAUCUAACGAUGUUGCUGACUCCUAAAGAACUGAAGGAAGGAUACCGCAACAUGGACUAUUAACCCACAGCGGGUCGUCGUCAGAUAUCAAAAUGUUCUCUUGAACAUUUCUUUGGUGCUCGCUUUUCAUGUUCAAUGAUGCUACAAGCCUGAUGUUGGAUGUAUGCAAACUUCUGUAACUCUGUUAUGUUAUGGCAGCUAGAUGCUACUGUUCUGUUUAGGAGUUAGGGCUAGAUGCUACUCCAUUUAUCUUUUGAUCGGUGAUGACAAUCAGUCAAUCGCCUUGUUCGCUUGAGCUUAUCAGCCAAAUUUGUCAGCCACAGUGUUUUUCUCUCACAACAAAUUAGUCAACAGUACUUUAGGGCUA
Sorghum bicolor (sorghum) is the source of this 991-nucleotide messenger RNA. Its product is annotated as homeobox protein Hox-A3. The coding region runs from base 75 to 533 and encodes 152 amino acids. Lineage: Eukaryota; Viridiplantae; Streptophyta; Magnoliopsida; Poales; Poaceae. The record is from RefSeq and is a predicted model, not a curated record. The transcript has 3 exons.